Molecule: messenger RNA, 1467 nt
Organism: Ogataea parapolymorpha DL-1
Lineage: Eukaryota; Fungi; Ascomycota; Pichiomycetes; Pichiales; Pichiaceae
Product: Hsp90 co-chaperone Cdc37
Exons: 1
Coding region: 1-1467 (488 amino acids)
Biological process (GO): protein folding; protein stabilization
Cellular component (GO): cytoplasm
Molecular function (GO): protein kinase binding; protein-folding chaperone binding; heat shock protein binding
Source: RefSeq, a predicted model, not a curated record
AUGCCAAUUGAUUAUUCCAAAUGGGACAAGAUCGAGCUUUCUGAUGACUCCGACAUAGAGGUGCACCCAAAUGUCGACAAGAGGUCUUUUAUCAGGUGGAAACAGAGAGACAUCCACGAAAAGCGGAUGCAAAGAAACAACGAGAUCAAAGGGCUGACAAUCCAAAAGGAGAUGUACACCAGAUUAAACGCGCGGGUGGAUAAGAUGGUUGCAACUUUGGGGGACAGUAUUGCAGAUGAAAAGAAGCGGAACGAGUUUUUAAACACCAAUUUCGAUCCAAAGGAGAAGUGCACCUUGGAGGAAAACGCCGACAAUAUUCCUUACAACGAAAUGGUUGAAGACCUUUUUGUGCAGAUUUCGGACGACCUAAAAAAGGAAGACAAGGAUAGCAACGAUCCAAAGCUUGUGCUGGCAAAACUGCUUGAGCACAGAGCGAAAAUUGAGUCUGUUUUGAAGCAGAUAGAUCCAAAACUCGAGGAGCUCAAGAAGGAGAAAGAGUUACACAUUUCGAGCGAGGAUAUUCACGACGGGUGGAACAGCUCAAUUAUCAACAAAACUCCAUCAUCUUCUGCUCCCCCAUCGGCCGACUCUGGCUCUUCCAAAAAGACCAAAUCCACAGCUACUACCAUAGAAACAAUAAACAGCCCAGAAGUCGCCAAAUUAGCCCAAGUGCCUUCCAAGCCUUUGGACCAGCUUGACGAGCUUGAACUUUUGCCAGAAACGAAGGAGUUUGCAAGUAUCCCUGCUACCGACUUGUUGAAGAGCAUCAAGUUCCUUGAAAGCCAUCUUUACAUCGUUUGCGAGCAGCAGAAAGAUGCUUUGAUGAUGAGCACGUUUGACGCCCAACUAAGUGGCGACACCAAGACUGCCAAACAGACCGUUCAUCAGGCACUGAUUCUUCAAUACUUGAACGAUUUAUUCAAUGCUGCUGGUGGACCAAAGGCUACAAUUCAGCAGAAGCAGCAGGCGGUUGGAUUGUUUGUUACUAAGUUAAUGGACAAAUCGUCGCCAGCCGCUCGCACGUUUGAGGCAGAUUUGGAAAAGACAUAUAAACAUAUUGUUAGCAGGUGUGAAGUCAUCAAGCAGGAACAAGAACAGAACGCCGAACAAGAAGGCGUGGAGCAAAUCCAAUUAAGAUCUAUGGAUCCAAAUUCAGAGCUCGUUGUUAAUCUUCCAACCGAAGGUACUCCUGAAUAUGAAACUUUCAAGCAGAUCCCAGAGAACAUGCGAAAGGCUCUGGAGACCAAGGAACUCGACGCCAUAAACAAAGUCUUUGCUACCAUGUCGAUUUCAGAAGCUGAAAACGUAUUAGAACUAUUUGACAAGUGUGGUGUGAUCCAGAUCCAAGCUUUGUUGGAAAACGAGGACGAGUUUAACCAUUUGAAGGAGGAAUAUGAGGAGCUAGGAGACGACGAAGCUGCGGAAGUUGGUGAACAGCCAUCGUCUACCGCGGACAUCGUGGACUAG